Messenger RNA from Colletotrichum lupini, 1191 nucleotides. RefSeq lists its product as uncharacterized. Gene Ontology annotation, biological process: regulation of DNA-templated transcription. Gene Ontology annotation, molecular function: DNA-binding transcription factor activity, RNA polymerase II-specific; zinc ion binding. The record is from RefSeq and is a predicted model, not a curated record. NCBI's taxonomy places the organism in Eukaryota, Fungi, Ascomycota, Sordariomycetes, Glomerellales, Glomerellaceae. The coding region runs from base 1 to 1191 and encodes 396 amino acids. The transcript is spliced from 4 exons.
AUGGCAACCGCAACUCAGUCUCUGCCUAUUGAAGACUUUCCGUUUGACUUUGAUAUGCCUCGGACGACUUGUCAUGAAGGCGACUCUAGGGAAGUGAAGAACUCAACAACCGCAACUAAGCGGCGCCGCGGCCCGCUUACCCGCAACGCCUGCAAACACUGUCGGAUUAAAAAGCUGAAAUGCAGCGGCGAGAAACAAGGAUGCGGUCGGUGCAGAGCCAACGGCUUCGACUGCCAUUAUGAAACCUCGAAUCCCAAUUCAAAGAGGCGCUUGACGAUUGCCGAUUUUACACCUUCUAUGUCCCCUUGGGAAAGGGAAGAUAACUCGACCGCCGACAAUGCCAUAAUCACGGAGGAAGACCAAGAUCUAAAUGACCCGGAAAACAUUGAUCACUUGGUCUUCCAGCCAAGAUCCUUCUCUCCCUUUCAAGCCGAGACAUUAGAUAGCAUGCUAUCAACGAAUGCCCUCGAUAGCUUUAUGAAAGCUAGUGGGAAUCAGCCUUUCAUGAAGGCAACACUCAACAGCCCAUCGAACUCACCUCGAAUAGACCCGCUACUUUCCUGUCUCAAUGCCUCAGACUGGCCCAGAGUGAUUUCUUUAGGCUCAGAUACAGAGAGGUCUAUAGCCCAUGUCGAAAGGCGGAGGAAGCACAUACGGGAGUCUUCAAGUCAUAAUCAGGAGUGGCCUCGAAAUAGCCAGCGUUCUCGACACAAUCCAUCGAAGCAACACCCGGAACAAGAUAGUCUCUCAUGUUCAUGCUACGCGCGAGUCUUUCUGCAGCAUGAGGACGUUAGUUCUAACCUUCUCUGGAGUAUACGAAGCAAAGCUCCUGCGUCACCCGCAGAAAUGCUGCGGUCCUUGAAGCGAACUAUGGAGGGCCUCGACUCCUUCUUCGACUGCCACACACAUUCCACACGUCCGGAGUUUGUCGCCUUGCUCGUAUCAAUGUGCGAUAUGAUGCUUGGUGGUGUCGAGUAUUUGGUCCCUAAGCUUUGCGUAGACGAUGACAUCAUUUCUGCAGAUGAUGACUCGGAUACAUCCAGUUCCCAUGGUGACUCGGGGAGACGCUCUAGCAGCAGGAGCGGCAGCGUCAAUUUUACGUCGCACCCAGCAUUCAGGUUGAGCCAAGGGACAUUAGACAAAGAGGAUGAGCUUCAUACAUACUGUCUGCAGUUUGCAGGACCGACUUAG